Prunus armeniaca (apricot) is the source of this 777-nucleotide messenger RNA. NCBI's taxonomy places the organism in Eukaryota, Viridiplantae, Streptophyta, Magnoliopsida, Rosales, Rosaceae. The record is from the annotation of a GenBank genome assembly.
AUGGCGAGGAAAUGCUUCGCCCAAGGGUUGAAGAAAAGCAAACAAGCGCAGUUUCUCCCUGUGAGCCAGGCAGAUCUGAAGGAGCAAUCAAAGCGUCAGGACCAAGCCGAGGAAAUCUGUCCAGAGGUUUUUCCUGAAGAAGGAUGGAAGCCCGAGGAGGACGUCGAGUUAAUACCCUUGGAUCCUGACCAACCAGACAGGAAAGCGCAGAUCGGCUCGCUCUUAGGCCCAGAAGAGAAGGUGGAGCUGAUCACCUUCCUGCAGAACAACAAAGACAUGUUCGCAUGGUCGCCAUCAAACAUGCCUAGCGUCGACUCGAACAUCAUCUGUCACCAACUCCAUGUCAACCCUACCUGUAGGCCAGUGGCGCAGAAGAGACGCAACUUCGCACCUAAGCGAGUCGCUAUUAUCGAAGCCGAGAUUGACAAACUCCUAGCUGCCGGCUUCAUCGAAGAGGUCUCCUACUCAGAGUGGCUUGCCAACGUUGGUCUAGUGGCAAAACAAGAGAAGGGCAAGUGGAGAGUCUGCGUCGAUUACACAGACCUCAACAAAGCAUGCCCAAAAGACAACUUCCCAUUGACGAGAAUCGACCAACUUGUGGAUUCCACUUCUGGUAAUCAGCUGCUCAGCUUCAUGGAUGCUUACUCCGGCUAUAACCAAAUCUUGAUGCACGAGGAUGACAAGGCGAAAACUUCUUUCGUCAUCGAGAGAGGGACCUACUGCUACAAGGUCAUGUCCUUUGGGCGAACGCGAGAGCAACCUAUCAAAGGCUCGUGA